GUUGGAGGAGGCCUAUUCACACCUCGGUCUCAGCUUUGGUCUCUCCGGCUGCAGUCUCUUAUUCUCCCCUAUGUGACAUUGUAUGGGGGAUUCGGCCGGUGGCUUCAUGACUUGGUUUCGCCUUUGACUCACAGCUGUUCCGUUCAGGGCUGAUACGGAAAGGAUGUCUCAGACUAACGACACCGACAGAACCAUUAAGGAGUCGUCCAUCUUGGAGGAGUACAACAUUAACUGGACCCAGAAGCUUGGAGCGGGUAUCAGCGGCCCUGUAAGAGUCUGUGUGAAAAAAUCAGCGCAGGAACGUUUUGCAUUGAAAAUCCUCCUGGAUCGCCCAAAAGCCAGAAAUGAGGUACGACUACACAUGUUGUGUGCUUCACAUCCAAACAUUGUACAAAUUAUUGACGUUUAUGCAAACAGUGUGCAGUUCCCCCACGAAUCUACCCCCAGGGCACGGCUCCUAAUUGUUAUGGAGAUGAUGGAGGGGGGCGAGCUGUUUCACAGAAUCAGCCAGCACCGGCACUUCACUGAGAAGCAAGCCAGCCAAGUAACAAAGCAGAUCGCUUUGGCCUUACAACAUUGUCACUCAUUAAACAUUGCGCACAGGGAUCUCAAACCAGAGAACCUGCUGUUUAAAGACAACUCAUUGGAUGCACCCGUUAAAUUGUGUGAUUUUGGGUUUGCCAAAAUAGAUCAAGGUGACCUAAUGACACCACAAUUUACUCCAUACUAUGUUGCUCCUCAGGUUUUGGAAGCACAGAGAAGACACCAAAAAGAAAAAUCUGGAAUUAUUCCUACCUCACCGACACCUUACACUUACAACAAGAGCUGUGACUUAUGGUCGAUGGGUGUCAUUAUUUAUGUAAUGCUCUGUGGAUACCCUCCCUUUUACUCCAAGCACCACAGCCGGACGAUCCCGAAGGACAUGAGGAAAAAAAUCAUGACUGCAAGUUUUGAGUUCCCAGAGGAAGAGUGGAGUCAGAUCUCAGAAAUGGCAAAAGACGUUGUCAGAAAGCUGCUAAAGGUGAAGCCAGAGGAGCGACUCACUAUUGAAGGAGUUCUAGACCACCCUUGGCUGAACUCUACUGAAGCCCUGGAUAACAUCUUACCAUCUGCGCAGAUGAUGAUGGACAAGGCAGUCGUUGCUGGCAUCCAGCAAGCUCAUGCAGAACAACUCGCCAACAUGAGAAUACAAGAUCUUAAAGUCAACCUGAAGCCUCUAAAUAUAGUCAACAAUCCCAUCCUGCGAAAAAGAAAACUGCUAGGUACUAAGCCAAGAGAUGGAGUUUACAUCCAGGAUCCAGAGAAUGGAACUGACGACUGUAAUGUUGCUGUAGAAAAGCUCCGAGAUGUGAUUGCACAGUGUAUCCUGCCGCAGGCUGGAGAAAAUGAAGAUGAGAAACUUAACGAAGUAAUGCUGGAAGCGUGGGAAUGUAAUAAAGACUGUAAAUUAUUGAGAGACACCUUGCAGAGUUUCAGCUGGAAUGGUCGAGGAUUUACUGAUAAAGUUGAUCGUCUCAAACUUGCAGAAAUUGUGAAGCAAGUUAUUGAAGAACAAACAAACUGUCAAGAGGAUUCUCAGUAGCUAAAGUGGUUUGCCCCCCCCCUUGUUAUUUUAUUUUUAUUUUUUUUUAAACAGGAAAAAUCUUACAGCUUCUUAAACUGUAAAAUAAUUUUAUGUAAAUUAGUUAUCAAUGAAUUUCCACAUCGCUUGAACAUACAGUAUAAAUGUAGAUAGAAAUUCUAGUUAAAAAAAAAAGAUCAUUGGUACUGUAAUUUAUUUAAGAAAAAAAAAAGAUUUGAAGAGGAGAUUUUUUUUAUAUAUAUUACUGUACUGUUAAUAUGUACAACCCUGGCAGGGAAUACUCCGUCGUUUAUUGUAUUGUAGCGGUCUACAAAGGAUUUGGCCCUCUUUCUGUUUUUGCCCGUACAUAGCCAGUAAGGCUGUGUUACACAUAUCCACAGGCAUGAGCUGGAUAGCGCUUUCACUGACAGCAGGACCUGCGGUACAUGGCAAAGCACUCUGCGGCAGAAUCAGCUGGCAGUCAAAGAAUUAAAAUAACUUGAAAAUAGGCUUUGUGGAAUGUAACGGAUUGGUUACCCUGGCAACCGGCAUCCUCAGGAAUACUUGGAAAGAGCACACGCCUUUGACCUUGUUCACCAGCUGCUCUGAUUUCGUGCCAGUAUAA
Messenger RNA from Spea bombifrons (plains spadefoot toad), 2186 nucleotides. It is a transcript of the gene MAPKAPK5, whose product is annotated as MAPK activated protein kinase 5. Gene Ontology annotation, biological process: negative regulation of TOR signaling; protein autophosphorylation; Ras protein signal transduction. The record is from RefSeq and is a predicted model, not a curated record. Lineage: Eukaryota; Metazoa; Chordata; Amphibia; Anura; Pelobatidae. The transcript has 14 exons. Gene Ontology annotation, cellular component: cytoplasm; nucleus. Gene Ontology annotation, molecular function: ATP binding; calmodulin binding; calcium-dependent protein serine/threonine kinase activity. The coding region runs from base 164 to 1582 and encodes 472 amino acids.